Messenger RNA from Closterium sp. NIES-65, 3768 nucleotides. The record is from the annotation of a GenBank genome assembly. Lineage: Eukaryota; Viridiplantae; Streptophyta; Zygnematophyceae; Desmidiales; Closteriaceae.
AUGGCUGUUGAUGAGACCAGUGAUGGUGACGACGAAGCAAGUGGUCAUGUCCAGAAUUCACCCCCGCGAACGGGCCUCAGCUUUCUACGAACCCCCGCCUUGAAGCUUCCCGUUCCGCAGCCUGUAGUUGAUUCUACCGAGAAUGAAACCCGUGUGGAUGAAUCGGGCCGUGACCUGCGCUCACCUGAACUUUGCACUACAACGACCGAACCUACUCUUCCAGAGGCGACGGCUCCUGUAACGGAGAUCGACGCUGCGGUUGACGACUCCGCGACCAAGAAGCGCAAGGAUUCAAGCGGUGGCAGUGCUAAGCAGUGGUGGCGACAACCGAACCUCUUUUCGAAGCGAGCCGCACGUCCAACCAUACGAGUGGAGGACCGGGGGAGUGAUGACGAGGAGGAAGAGGACGACCUGCCGACUGUAGAAGAGAUGGCCCGUUACCCCGAAGUAGCUUUCGCUAUGGCGCACAAGCGAUUUAAAACGUCAUGGGAAUCCUCGUUUCCGUGGCUUAUUCUAACUCGUGACGACGUUGGCUUCCCUAUUUUGAGAUGCAGCACGUGCUUGGAGCAUGGAGCGGAAGGCGCGAAAACGGCAUACGGCAAGGGAGGCAGUGGAGGGCGUGACAUGCAAAAGGCCAGCAUCCGGACGCACCAGCGCUCCACCGCACACCAGGACGCUCACGCCGAGAUGAAGGCGAAGGAGAGCCGGAAGCUUCGACAGGCGUUGCUGAGCGAGUUCGAGGGAUUGGAUAGGAGCACGCUUCACAUCAUCACCGCGCUCAAGACCACCGUGUACAUCUGCAAGUCGGAGGCGCCAAUCACCUCCUACGUGGGCACUAUCAAGUUCAUGGCCGACCUCGGAGUAGACAUCACGGUGGUCGCAGGGGAGGUGUCGCUCGCUUGCAGGACGAUCGAAGUACGUUACGUGGACUGCGAGGAUCGAUUCGGCAACGAGCAAUCGCCCUUGCUCUGCGCGUUCUUGAAGAAGCAUGGCAACCCCGACCACCGCGAGGUCACCGUCAAAGGCGUGGACCAGAAUGGCGAUGCUGCUGAGCACAAGUUCGUGCUUCAUGAGCGCAAGAUCCCUGGGCAUACGACUGGCGGUGACUACUACUCCUGCAAGGCGGUGUGCCAGGAGUUUGCAAAGGCCUGCGUUGAGCGACUCGAGUUCCGCCUUGAAGACCUGAACGACCUGGCCGGGUCCAAGCUUUUCCGGCCUUCGUGCUAUCCCGACGACAACGCGCAGCGGAUGAAGAAGUGCCGCGAGUGGUUGGGCAUGUUGGACCACAUGUUUCACCGCCGCCUCCCUGAGGCCUGCCCCUCGCCCUCGCUUUCCUUUCCCACGCUUCCGCUCUCUUUUGCCCGCGUCGUCGCCAUCGCUUCCGCAGCUCGUCGCGUGCCCGUCACCUUCGCUUCGCCCGUCGCCUUCACUUCUCCCCCGUCGCCUUCACUCCCCCCCCUCUUCCGUUGCCUUCAUUUCCUCCUCCCGUCGCCUUCACUUCCCCCUCCCGUCGCCUUCACUUCCCCCUCCCGUCGCCUUCACUUCCCCCUCUCGUCGCCUUCAAUUCCCCCUCCCGUCGCCUUCAUUUCCCCCUCCCGUCGCCUUCACUUCCCCCUCCCGUUGCCUUCUUUUCCCCCUCCCGUCGCCUUCACUUCCCCCUCCCGUCGCCUUCACUUCCCCCUCCCGUCGCCUUCACUUCCCCCUCCCGUCACACUCGCUUCCCCACCCGUCACCUUCACUUCCCCUCCUAUUGCCUUUCACUCUCUCCUGCUCAAUCUCUUUCCCCUGCUCACUCUCUUCCCCCCUGCUCACUCUCCUUCCCCCUGCUCACUCUCUUCCCCCCUGCUCACUCUCUUCCCCCCUGCUCACUCGCUUCCCCCCUCUUCAAUCUCUUCCCCCCUGCUCACUCGCUUCCCCCCUCCUCAAUCUCUUCCCCCCUGCUCACUCUCUUCCCCCCUGCUCACUCUCUUCCCCCCUGCUCACUCUCUUCCCCCGUGCUCACUCGCUUCCCCCCUCCUCAAUCUCUUUCCCCCUGCUCACUCGCUUCACCCCUCCUCAUUCUCUUUCCCUCUACUCACUCCCCUUGUUCUAACCCCACUUUCCCCAUUUCUCACCCAUUUUCCCCCUUCACGCUCUCUUACCCCCUCUGCUCGCUCCUGUUUUCCCAAAUCAUGCCUAUACUCACUCUCUCCCCCCCUGCUCACUCUCUUCCCCCCCUGCUCACUCUCUUUCCUCUUGCUCACUCUCUUUCCCCCCUUCUCACUCUCUUUCCCCCUUCACGCUCUCUUUCCCUCCCUUCCGCCCGUUGCCCCCCUUCGUCUCGCGCUCGUCCCCUCGCAAUCCCCGUCUCUCUCUCCCCCCGUCGCCCUCGUUUUCCCUGUCGCCCUCCCUUCCACUCCUCGUUGCCCUCGCCAUCCCUCCCUUCUCCCUUCCCAUCUCGCACACUUGUCACGCCCCCUUUCCAACCCGCACAUACACCCUUCCCUUCAUCCCUGUUUCCUCGUAUCCCCUGCGCUGCUUCCCCCCAUCCUCCGACUUGCUCCCCCCAUCCCCUUCCCUUCUUCCCCCCAACCCCUUCCCUGCUCCCCCCCAUCCCCUUCCCUGCUUUCCCCCUUCCCCUUCCCUGCUUCCCCCCGUCCCCUUCCCUCCUUCCCCCGUCCCCCUCCCAGCAUCCCCCCAUCCGCUUCCCUGCUCACCCCCAUCCCCUUCCCUGCUCCCCCCCAUCCCCUUCCCUGCUUCCCCCUAUCUCCUUCCCUGCUUCCCCCUAUCGCCUUCCCUGCUCACCCCUGCUCCCUCUGUUUCACCCUUGCUCCCUCCCCUUCUUCUCUGCUCAGUCUCUUCCCCCUUGCUCACUCUCUUUACUUCUGCUCACUCUGUUCCCCCCUGCUUCCUCUCUUCCCCUCUGUUCAAUCUGUCCCCCGCUGCUUCUUCUCUUCCCCUCUGCUCAUUCCGUUUACUGUCUUUCCCCCUUCACUCACCCCCAUACCCCCCAAUGCAGUUACAGAAAGGGGUGGGGCGGAAUGGAGUGGGGCAGAAAGGGGUGGGGCGGAAUGGGGUGGGGCGGGGCGGAAUGGGGUGAGGCGGAUUGGGGAGAUGAGGGAUGGGGAGAUGAGGGAUGAGGAGAUGAGGGAUGGGGAGGUGUGGGAUGGGGAGGAGAGGGCUGGGGAGGAGAGGGAUGGGGAGGUGAGGGAUGAGGAGGUGAGGGAUGGGGAGAUGAGGGAAGGGGAGAUGAGGAAUGGGGAGAUGAGGAAUGGGGAGAUAAGGAAAGGGGUAAUGAAUGAACGUGCAUGCGACGGAAGGGUGCUGCUGACCACGCACCCUCCCACACCCCACGCGAUGGGAAGGGAUGAGAGGGUGGGCGGCAUGGGUAGAGAAGCGAUGGUGAAUAGGGGGAACGUGAUGGGCAGGGGAGUGAUGACGACGUGGAGAGAGGAGGAGAGAAGGGAGGUCGGCGGGAAGGCUAAGCGAGGACGAUGGGAGGGCAAGCGUGGGCGACAGUGGCGGUGGGCGACGGUGGCGGUGGGCGACGGUGGGGAGAAGCGUGGGCGACGGUGGGGGGAAGCGUGGGCGACGGUGGGGGGAAGCGUGGGUGACGGUGGGGGGAAGCGUGGGCGAUGGUGGGGGGAAGCGGGGGCGACGGUGGAGGGAAGCGUGGGCGAUGGUGGAGGGAAUCGUGGGCGACGGUGGGGGGAAGGGUGGGUGACGGUGGGGGGAAGCGUGGGCGACGGUGGGGGGAAGCAUGGGCGACGGUGGGGAAAGCGUGGGUGA